CGAAAGGCUUAGCUUCUAAUCAUGUCAGGGCGCGGUAAGGGAGGCAAAGGCCUUGGAAAAGGAGGAGCUAAAAGGCACCGGAAGGUUUUGCGCGAUAAUAUCCAGGGCAUCACUAAGCCCGCUAUCCGUCGCUUGGCCCGCCGUGGAGGUGUUAAGCGCAUCUCUGGUCUCAUCUACGAAGAGACCCGCGGGGUGCUCAAGGUUUUCCUGGAAAAUGUGAUCCGGGACGCCGUCACCUACACGGAACAUGCCAAAAGGAAGACUGUCACGGCGAUGGAUGUUGUCUAUGCCCUCAAGCGCCAGGGCCGCACCCUCUACGGCUUCGGCGGCUAAGUAGAUCUAUCCUUCUCAGGA
Messenger RNA from Ornithorhynchus anatinus (platypus), 354 nucleotides. Its product is annotated as histone H4. Gene Ontology annotation, molecular function: structural constituent of chromatin; DNA binding; protein heterodimerization activity. The transcript has a single exon. Lineage: Eukaryota; Metazoa; Chordata; Mammalia; Monotremata; Ornithorhynchidae. Gene Ontology annotation, cellular component: nucleosome. The record is from RefSeq and is a predicted model, not a curated record. The coding region runs from base 22 to 333 and encodes 103 amino acids. Gene Ontology annotation, biological process: nucleosome assembly.